Messenger RNA from Lolium rigidum, 568 nucleotides. RefSeq lists its product as uncharacterized. Lineage: Eukaryota; Viridiplantae; Streptophyta; Magnoliopsida; Poales; Poaceae. The transcript is spliced from 2 exons. The coding region runs from base 5 to 526 and encodes 173 amino acids. The record is from RefSeq and is a predicted model, not a curated record.
ACAAAUGCUGCUCGCUGUCUAUCCACCUGGCCACGCAGGCUUCAGGCUCUAUGAAGUGCACUUGCGCUUGCGCAACAGCACCGGCACCGGCGAGCUGAUUAGGGUGGACAGCCUAGGUGAUCGCGCGCUGUUCCUCGGCACGGAUCAAUGCCUGUCUGUUUCGACCAGGGGCCUCCCUUCUCUGAGGGGCAACUCCAUAUACUUCUCUUUAGUCGGCAGCCCUGUCGUGCUGCACCCGCUGGGGACUGAAUCGUCGGAGGACUUGGCAAAGCACUGCCAGAUACACAACAUGGUGGAUAGGAUCCGCCCCUCCGUGCGCCCCUUCACCAUUGUUGAUCAUCUUUUCACCUACUGCCAUCCUCGUCAGUGGGCUGAAGGACUCAUGUUCCACGAGUUCCACAAUAUACCUCAAUCUUUCAAGGAGCUGCGGGGCAGCAUCGAGGCAAAAAAUUCAAAACUGCGCAUUCCGCCCGUUAGGAGAUAUCGAAGAAGUGGAGUUCAACGUGAUACAACUAGUGCAAUUUAAGAGUGAGCCAACCUAGUUAUCUCUUCUGCGAACAACAAUGUG